UUUAAUAAAUUCUUUGACAACUAUACUAAUAAAAGUAAACAAACAAUUUUCCAAACCAAUAGGAUAUGCUACAUGGUAUAUUUACUUACAAAGGUGGUAGAUGAGGAGCAUUUCAACAGCAACAAUAUCAAAAUUAUGUAUGACAUUUGCUGUCAGUUGCACAAGCACUUGAGGAACAAUAAUAGAUCAGAUAUUAUGAGUAGAGUUGACCUGGCAUGCCCACAGUUUCAUGCCUAUGCACAUGGAGCAGAUUGUCAGAUGCGUUACAGUCCUCGACGUUUGCCUGGCUGGGGAUUGUGCGAUGGAGAAGUGAUGGAGAGGCUCUGGUCAUAUCUUGGUAAAUUCAAAAAGAUGACCAAAGAAAUGUCAAGCAUACAUCGUCAAGAUAUUCUGACAGAUGCGCUCCAUUUCUAUUCCCUACACCAAAAGAGCAAUUUAGUAACAAUGAUUCUGCAUCGACACAAAAAUGCUUUGAAAGUUCAGYUGGAGGCAAUGGAAACCACAAAGGAGAUCCAACAAGAUUAUAGCUUUAUAGCUUCCUCAGAGGUGAUACAGCAGUGGUUAGAGGAAGAAAAGAUGAUUCUAGUGAAAAAAGAUGCUCCAAAGAUUACAUUCCAAGGACAUGAAUGGAUGGUCGAGUAUUUCCUGUUGUUACGCAAAUUUUAUGCUUUAAGGGAAAAUGUUAUUCUGCUUCAGGAUGAUGAAUCCUGCGACAAUCAAAUGAAAAAGCUAGUAGACCAACUGCUCACUAUUGAAAAGAGGCAUAAAAUCCCCACGAGAUGGAAAUCAUCAGAUCAAGAGUUCCAGAAUACACUUGUUGCUCAUGAAGCAGCAUCUGCAAAAACUAAUCUUGAGCUGCUUCUCAUGAGCGGCCGUAGGAGAUGGUUUCUCUUGAGCCUAGUGAAGAAAUAUGCAGAUGGGCAAGCCCAGGCUUAUCGCAUCUUGAAGGCUGUCACUAAUGAGACCAAGAAGCUGAAAAAUCUUCUCAAGAAAUAUAAUGCAUCUGUAMAGAUACUGAAGGAACAUGGACGUUCUGUUAGCACUCUUUCUUGGGAGGAAGUGACAAAUGUUGYCAGYUCCUCCUUAUACAGUGGUUUAGCCAAUAUUGGGGACCACAAACUUGUGCCAGAUGCCAUAAAGAGGGAAGUUGUUGAUGCGUACAAUCUUUGCCAAAGGGCUGGUGAAGAACUGGRUAUUUUGUACCAAGAAAUGUCCAGAGUCAUUGUCUUUUUUUAUGAAGACUGCAAGUUAUUGGAAAGAAAAAUUGCAGAAGUAACACUUUUAAAUGGCUCUUGCAGUGGUCUUCAUUUAGGUGYUAGAAGUGUUCUCUUAACCAAAUUAGCUUUCUGCCAACAACAUCUGCUGUUUGCAGUUGAAUCAUUUAAAACCUUUGUAGCAAUUCCAACAGAUAUUGAUGAUUACCUSAAAAUUAAUAGUGAUUCUAUUAACAUUUCUUGUUGUGAGACAAGUGAGAAUGAUGAAUUUGAUUUACUGGAAGAUGUGAUUUCACCUGAGGAAAUAUUUAAAAUUGACAAUAAUAAUGAAAAGGAUGAUUACCUCUUUGGUGGUGAUGAAGACAGUGGAUUUGGAUCUACUUGCAUGUGA
Messenger RNA from Exaiptasia diaphana, 1605 nucleotides. RefSeq lists its product as uncharacterized. The coding region runs from base 73 to 1605 and encodes 510 amino acids. Lineage: Eukaryota; Metazoa; Cnidaria; Anthozoa; Actiniaria; Aiptasiidae. The transcript has 9 exons. The record is from RefSeq and is a predicted model, not a curated record.